CUCCUGGCCCCACAGCCAAUAUGGCAGCUCCCUGUGUGUCCUGCGGCGCCGUAGUCUCCUACAGGCUCUUUCUCGGGGGAAGAGUUAACUUGGCUUGGAGACAAGGCCUUUGGAAAGGCGCGGCUGCUGAGUUGCAAACAGGCUCCCGAUCCCAGGUAUUACGGCUCAGACAUACCACAGUUGUAACAACAAAGAAAAAUGUGGCAGCCUUAAGACGUGAAACUUACACAGUGGAUUUUAUUAAAAAGCAGAUUGAAGAAUUCAACAUAGGAAAGAGACAUUUAGCCAACAUGAUGGGAGAAGAUCCCGAAACUUUCACCCAAGAAGAUAUUGAUAGAGCUAUUGCUUACCUUUUCCCCAGUGGUUUGUUUGAGAAGCGAGCCAGGCCAAUAAUGAAGCAUCCUGAAGAGAUUUUUCCAAAACAAAGAGCAUCCCAGUGGGGAGAAGAUGGCCGUCCGUUUCACUUUCUCUUUUAUACCGGCAAACCAUCGUAUUAUUCACUAAUGCAUGACACAUAUGGAAAGCUACUUGAAGUAGAAAAACAUCACAAUCAGUUGCGAGCCAAAGGUCUGUUUCCAGAAAGAGCUAAAACCAAAGACCUGAUUGCCAGCAGAUGGCUGAUUAAGGAGGAACUAGAAGAAAUGUUAGUGGAAAAACUGUCAGAGCAAGAUUAUGGGCAUUUCAUUCGGCUGCUAGAAAGAUUAUUGACAUUGCAGUGUGAUGCUGCUGAAGAAUUUGUACAGCGCUUUCGUAGGAGUGUAACCAUUCAAUCAAAAAAACAGCUGAUUGAACCUUUGCAGUAUGACGAGCAAGGAAUGGCCUUCAGCAGGAGCGAAGGUAAAAGAAAGAGUGCGAAAGCAGAAGCAGUUGUUUAUGAACGUGGAAGUGGAAGAAUAACAGUUAACGGGACCGAUUACCUGCUUUACUUCCCCGUGACACAGGACAGAGAACAGUUGAUGUUCCCGUUUCACUUCCUUGACCGACUGGGGAAACACGAUGUGACCUGCACGGUCUCGGGGGGUGGUCGGUCGGCGCAGGCUGGAGCCAUACGCUUGGCGAUGUCCAGAGCGCUGUGCAGCUUUGUCACCGAGGAAGAGGUCGAGUGGAUGCGACAAGCUGGACUUCUUACCAUUGAUCCGCGCGUCAGAGAACGGAAGAAGCCUGGCCAGGAGGGAGCUCGCAGGAAGUUCACCUGGAAGAAGCGCUGAGCAUGUUUUCACAGGAAAGGAGAGCAAACGCUGUGCGUGUGACUGCACGUGGCGGACACGCAGUAAAUAUCUGCUGGCCACGGCGAGGGCAGCACUGUCAGCCAUCUGAGUUGUGAGAGGAUUUAUUUUUAAAUGCUACUUUGUAAAGGUUAUCUUUUAAAAAUAAUUUUUAAAAAUGUGUAGCUUCAGUCUGCUGCUUUACUUUUUAAACUUUUUCAGAAGAUAGUUUUCAAAGCAUCAUAAUUCAUAGCAUCUUGACCUCUUAGACCUGAAGGGAACACUGGGCAAAACCCAGUCAAGUAACCUCCUUUUGCGGACGGGGAGGCCCAACCUUAAGGAUCAGGUGACCCACUAGAGCCAAAUUGCUAAUUUAAUGAUUGAGUUAGACUUGAGUUCAUUUCUCCCAAUUCUGUUGUCUUCCCAUAUGGCGACUGUUACAACCCAGUGUUCAACACUGAGAGAUGGGAGUCCUUGUCCAGGAGACUGAAAUAAGUUGAGCAUCUUUGGGCUGAGCUGCCAGGUGUCCAAGUAGCCAAUGAAGACAACAAGCCCAUUUCCCCCACCCUCAGCCCCUGGCAACCAACAUUCUCUUCAGUGAUACCACACAGUAUUUGUCCUUCUCUGUCUGGCUUAUUUCACGUAACAUAAUGCCCUCCAAGUUGGGUACAAAUGUUCAGUUACAAGGUGAAUUAGUUCUGAGGAUCUAAUGCCCGGCAUGGUAACUAUGGUUGAUGACACUGUGCUGUGUCAUUGAAAUUUGCUAAGAGGGUAGACUUUUAAGUUCCCACCAAAAAGGAAAAAAACAAAAUGACAACCGUAUGAAGUGAUCGAUGUGUUAAUGAACUUGUUGGUGGGACUCCUUUCACAAUGUAUAUCAAAUCAUCACACUGUACACUUUAAAUAUAUUAUAAUGUUGUCAAUUAAAUCUCAGUAAAGCUGGAAAAAAAAUGACAAGCUAAAUGAAAAUAGCCAAGCCUGUAAUCACUUACUUCCAUUGUAUAAGAGACCAAACCAGAAAAAGUGCGCCCUUGCCCUGGAGCUCUCAACAGAGGCACCUGAGGAAGGAGCCACAGAGGCUUCUGAAUGAAUGGGGAGGGUGUAACAGGCGCUGAGUCCCUGGCUGCGGCUCCCCUCUGUCACGUCAGGUGAGUGUCGUGCCAAGAACUCAGAACACUGGAAGAGAAGUUGCUGGGAGAGGGGACAGUGACACCAGAGGGGUUGACUUGGAUUUGGUUGAGUCUCAGGUGUUUGCAGCCCACCCAAGUAGAGAGGCUGUGACACAUUCCCCAAGAUUAACAGGCACAGAACCGUAACAAUGAAAAUCAUCACCAUCUCACAAGAAUUAUUGCCACGUCCUGGCGAACAACAGAACUUUUUAUUCUAAGCCUUUGGUUAAAACACAUACUAAACCCGUUUUUGAAA
Messenger RNA from Rhinolophus ferrumequinum (greater horseshoe bat), 2630 nucleotides. RefSeq names its product mitochondrial ribosomal protein S9 (gene MRPS9). NCBI's taxonomy places the organism in Eukaryota, Metazoa, Chordata, Mammalia, Chiroptera, Rhinolophidae. Gene Ontology annotation, molecular function: structural constituent of ribosome; RNA binding. The transcript has 11 exons. The record is from RefSeq and is a predicted model, not a curated record. Gene Ontology annotation, biological process: translation. The coding region runs from base 21 to 1208 and encodes 395 amino acids. Gene Ontology annotation, cellular component: mitochondrial small ribosomal subunit; ribosome.